AAGGUUGUCUACUACACGAUACUUUGGUCUUGUGAUCCAAAUGGGAUUGGAGCAAAAUGUAGGCAGUUAGAAGAAAGAAUGAAGUAUUUGUAGGUUGCUGUAAUAAAAUGAUGCGAUGUCUGUGUUCAUACAUUUGGUUUUGUGGCUUCAAUGGGAUUGCAUGCAAGUAGGUUGGUGUGGAUUAAAAUGUAGGCACUUUCAGUAUAAUUAUGCAGUCUAUGUUCUUGUUUGUGCAAUGAGAUUGAACUCUCUCUCCAAGUUGGAGCUACCCAAAUCAACCUGGUCGCCUGAAAGUGUACUACAAGAUGAUCUUAGGCUGCAGGAGGCUCAAAAGAGGUUAUCUGAUGCGGAAGUUAUUCUAUUUCAGAUACAACAUAAACGUCAAGCAACAAUCCAGGAUGCAUUAGUUAUUGACGGUGACAAAUCUAAAGUUAAAAUGGAGGGCAAUUCGAAAAGCCCUCGAUAUGAACAGGAUAGCUAUGGAAAAGAAUGGCAGUCUAAGCCUAAGCUAGUUGUCCCAACAGCAAUAGAAAAAGAAGAAUCAAUCAGGUCUACAGGCGUUACCAAGAUAAGAUCAACACCAGGUGUAAUAAAACUUAUUUCAAGUGACAGACAAUUUGAAUCCUCUGGAAUUAAAUCUAAGUCAAGUAGAUAUAUAUCUGCACCCACGAUUGAACUUGUGAAUAUUUCAGACAAUGAAGAUUCAGAAGAGGAGAUACCAAAGCGGAAGUCAGAUGAUAGAGAGUGCGUUGAUUUGAUUUCAGAAGUUUGCAGUAGUAAAUCUGCAUCUACCAUGCAAUUUUUUCACCCAAACUAUGUUUCUAGUCAACACAAGCGAAAGAUAAGAAGCCUUGUGAUAAAUCCUUCCAUUGGUCAUCUUUGUGCAACCAGUGCUCUUGAUGGGGCUAUAAACUUUUGGAAAAUUCUAGAAAAUGGGCUGUCUUUGAAAUUGCUUAGUACUAUAGAAUCUGUAUCACCGGGGCAAAGAAGGUGGCCUGAGGACAUCACGUGGCAUCCUGAUGGAGAAAAGUUGUUUGCCGCUUACAGUGCUGAUGGUGGAGAUCAUCAAGUAUCUAUUAUUAAUAUGCAUGCAGCUGAGAAGGUGACUUUCUUAGAAGAGAAGCCUCAUAUAAAAGGUAUUGUGAACAGUAUUGUAUUUAUGCCUUGGGAUAGUGUGUGCUUUGCUACUGGGGGAUGUGAUCAUACUGUGGUCUUGUGGAAUGAGAAAGAGAAGGAUGAUGGGGGUUGGGAGCCAAAGGCCUUGCAUCGGAAUUUGCACACCUCUGCAGUGAUGGGUGUAGCUGGGAUGCGGCAAAAGCAGAUGGUAUUGUCAGUGGGUCAAGACAAGAGAAUAAUUGGAUAUGAUGUACAAUUUGAAAAAACAGAUUUUAAGCACAUGUUGGAAAGCAAAGUAAUGGGAUUGUUGCUAAAUCCAAUUGACUUAAAUCUCUUCAUGGUGCAAACAGGAACUCCUGGAAGACAGCUUCGCCUUUUCGACAUAAGAGCACACAACAAGGAGAUCCAUAACUUUGGUUGGACACAGGAGACAAGUGACUCCCAAUCAGCCCUUAUACAUCAAACAUGGUCUCCUGACGGCUUAUAUAUUUCAACUGGAUCUUCUGAUCCAAAAAUUCAUGUUUUUGAUAUUCGAUAUGACAGCCGAGAGCCCUUUCAAUCCAUCCAAGCCCAUCAGAGGCGUGUCUUUAAAGCAGCCUGGCACUCUACUUUGCCGUUGCUUAUAUCAAUCUCCUCGGAUCUUCAGAUUGGUUUGCACAAAAUUUUGAAGUAAUGAUGACUUGGCUGACUUUAUCUAAGUUGGUUUAGAUCACUGGAAAGCGACAAUGAGUUCUGUUGAGGGCUCAAUUUAUGGAGCAAACUUUAAGUAAUCCAUGAAAUGAUAGCUCUAUGUUUGUACAUAUUUGACUGUCAAAUAUUUGAUUUCUAAGCAACUACAGUGCAACAAAUAAUUUGCAAUUAUUUUCCUAACCAAAAAAUAAAUGUUCUUUAUAGGC
Molecule: messenger RNA, 2012 nt
Organism: Cryptomeria japonica (Japanese cedar)
Lineage: Eukaryota; Viridiplantae; Streptophyta; Pinopsida; Cupressales; Cupressaceae
Exons: 7
Coding region: 116-1789 (557 amino acids)
Molecular function (GO): protein binding
Source: RefSeq, a predicted model, not a curated record